Molecule: messenger RNA, 1605 nt
Organism: Trichogramma pretiosum
Lineage: Eukaryota; Metazoa; Arthropoda; Insecta; Hymenoptera; Trichogrammatidae
Product: zinc finger protein OZF-like
Exons: 5
Coding region: 235-1605 (456 amino acids)
Biological process (GO): regulation of DNA-templated transcription
Molecular function (GO): zinc ion binding; DNA-binding transcription factor activity, RNA polymerase II-specific; RNA polymerase II cis-regulatory region sequence-specific DNA binding
Source: RefSeq, a predicted model, not a curated record
UUGAUGGGGAAAGAGGAAAGUAUCGUUAAGGAACUAUCGUAAUCGCAGAGUCACUGCAAGCUGGCAAGGAAUUUUUCGGUGAACAAGUGCUUAAAAAUUAUAUCAGUAAAAAAGUAUUCGUUUCGUUUCCUUCCAAAUUCGAUUUACAUUGCUGGCUAAGCGUUUAACCUCAAAUAUUUUCUGGGUAUACAUCGUGAAAAUUUACAGUGAAUUCGUAAUAUCAUCCAGCGUGUGAUGGAAAGCAGAGAAGAUACAGUUAGGGUUAAGGAAGAGCCAAAUGAUACAUGGCCAGAUGCAGGUGAACAUGACAUUUUCGAAUCGGUGGACUCUUACAAAGUCCAAAACUCCAAAAAAUUUACGUUUAGUGAAUCAUCGGAAAAUUAUAUGAAUAAGCCUAUGCUAUUGCAGGAACAGUUAGAUGAAAAAAUUUUCGAAGAAUUUGAGUGCAAGAAUGUCGAAUCUGAACUGACGUUUUCAUCAAAAAUCGAAUGCAAAACGGAGAAUCUAAGACUACCAAUUGUGAAAAUAGAAAACCAAAUUCAAAAAAAUUAUUCCACCGAAAAAAGUCUAAUAAUUUUGGUAGAAAAAGAAUUUGAUUAUUAUAAUAACUGUCCAUUUCACGUGAAUUCCAUUUGCCACAAAUCAUUUGGAUACAAGAGUGAUCUCAAGAAACAUGUAAAUUCAGUACAUGAUCGGAGCAAACUCUUUGAAUGUGAUAUUUGUCAAAAAUCAUUUCGAUACCAAAGAGCACUCAAAACUCAUAUAAAUGGAGUUCAUAAUCAGAUUAAACCUUUCGAAUGUGAGAUUUGUCAUAAAUCAUUUGGACAAAAAGGAUACCUCAACAAACACAUAAGUGCAGUUCAUAAUCAGAUUAAACCUUUCGAAUGCAAAUUGUGUAACAAAUCAUUCGAAACUCAAAGUAAACUCAAAAGGCAUAUUCAGGCGGUACAUUAUCGUACUAAACCCUUCGAAUGUGGCAUGUGCCACAAAUCAUUUGGAGAAAAAGGGCACCUCAAAACUCACACAAAUGCCGUACAUGAUCGUAACAAACCCUUCGAAUGUGAUAUUUGUCAUAAAUCAUUUGGACAAAAAGGAUACCUCAACAAACACAUAAGUGCAGUUCAUAAUCAGAUUAAACCUUUCGAGUGCAAAUUGUGUAACAAAUCAUUCGAAACUCAAAGUAAACUCAAAAGGCAUAUUCAGGCGGUACAUUAUCGUACUAAACCCUUCGAAUGUGGCAUGUGCCACAAAUCAUUUGGAGAAAAAGGGCACCUCCACGUUCACAUAGGUACAGUACAUAAUCGGAUACACAAUCAUGACAAACCUUUUGAAUGUGAUAUUUGUCAUAAAUCAUUUGGACAAAAUAGUGAUCUUUAUAAACACAUCAACGCAGUACAUUAUCGUAACAAACCUUUCGAGUGUUGCAUUUGUCACAAAUCAUUUGGACUCAAACAUCACCUCGAAUAUCACAUAAAUGGAGUACACAAUCGGAACAAACCCUUCGAAUGUGAGAUUUGUCACAAAUCAUUUGGACUCAAACAUCACCUCGAAUAUCACAUAAAUGGAGUACACAAUCGGAACAAACCCUUCGAAUAUUUGCCAUAA